AUGGCAGCUGUACUGCUAUUCGCGAUGGUGUUUUUCAUCAUCAUGUUCUCGGACCUGGAAUGCGAUUACAUUAAUCCUAUUGAUUUGUGUAAUAAGCUCAAUCAGUUCGUACUGCCAGAAAACUUUGCCCACACAUUCCUGUGGCUCAUGUUUCUGGUGAAUGGAUCUUGGAUAGCUCUAAUAGUCAAUACUCCAUUGGUGGCCUGGCACGUAAACAAGAUUGUGAGUAACAGGCACAUGUACGAUGCCACCGAAAUCUUUCGGACGUUACCACAACACAAGAAGGAGUGCUUUAUCAAACUGGGGUUUUACCUCCUUUGCUUCUUCUACUAUCUGUAUAGGAUGAUUCUGUAUGUAGUGGCAUGA
This is a messenger RNA of Synchytrium microbalum, 366 nucleotides long. RefSeq lists its product as uncharacterized. NCBI's taxonomy places the organism in Eukaryota, Fungi, Chytridiomycota, Chytridiomycetes, Synchytriales, Synchytriaceae. Gene Ontology annotation, biological process: endoplasmic reticulum to Golgi vesicle-mediated transport. The transcript has 5 exons. Gene Ontology annotation, cellular component: COPII-coated ER to Golgi transport vesicle; endoplasmic reticulum membrane. The record is from RefSeq and is a predicted model, not a curated record. The coding region runs from base 1 to 366 and encodes 121 amino acids.